Messenger RNA from Medicago truncatula (barrel medic), 672 nucleotides. RefSeq names its product albumin-1. Lineage: Eukaryota; Viridiplantae; Streptophyta; Magnoliopsida; Fabales; Fabaceae. Gene Ontology annotation, molecular function: nutrient reservoir activity. The coding region runs from base 48 to 431 and encodes 127 amino acids. The record is from RefSeq and is a predicted model, not a curated record. The transcript has 2 exons.
UGCAUGCAAGAAUGAAAUAAUGCAACACAAAACUAAGCUCUAAAAAAAUGACUUAUGUUAGGCUUGCUCCUUUGGUUGUCUUCUUGUUUGCCACAUUAUUGAUGUUUCUGAUGAAGAAGGUAGGAGCAGAUGAAUGUUGGGGUCCUUGUUCGGUACUUCAGACGCCGCCAUGUCCCCUUUCAAAGUGUUAUUGCAUCCCUCUUUUUUUAGUUGUAGGUUACUGCUCGCAUGCAUCAUCCCCAACUGUUAUGAAGAUGGUUGAGGAACAUCCUAACUUAUGUCAGUCUCAUGCUGAUUGCACGAAGAAAGGAAGUGGGAGUUUUUGCGCUCGUUAUCCUAAUCUUGAUAUCGAAUAUGGAUGGUGUUUUGCCUCUAACUCUAAAGCACAAGAAGUAUUCUUCGAAAUUUUUUCUAACUAUGAAUUCAUAUAAGGCUACACAAAGUUACACAUACUGCAUACUCCUUCCGUCCCAAAUUAUAAGUCUAUUUAAAAAGAUUUUGUUAUAAAUUAUAAGUCACUUUAUAAUAUCAAUAAAAUAUUCUAUAUAUCCAUCCACACUACCAAAAAAAAAAAAUCUACAUAUCCACCACGACUACAAUAAAUGUUCUAUGUGCAUGUAUGUGCUUGUAUAAUAUAUGUAGUUACUUUGCAAGCAGUGUGAUGCUGCUCUU